UAGAAAGCGUGUACCACCGAGAAGACGAGGCAACAUGGCUCCCGGAGGUGGAAGAAAGAGGCUUCACCCUUUCUAAAGCGCGAAGAAGAGCGACCGGAAAGGAGAAAAAAGAGAAGUGACUAGAGCUCAUCCUCGCUUUUAUCCUCCCAGCCUCUCCCGGGUCCGGUCCGCCUCUCCCCUUCUCUCUACCCAAAUCCAAUUUGUGGUUUCCUCCUCUCCCCGCCCUCAUUCCCUCGCUUCCUCACCCCUCCCCUCGGGAAUCCUUUUCCCGCCCCCCUUUGCCCCCCGCGGAGUGCGCACGCGCCCGCCCCCAGCUUCGCGCCCAGAUCGUCGCCUAGCCUGCUCGCGCAGCCGCUGUCUCGUCUGCCCACCGACGAAGCAUGGGUGUCCAGGGCUUCCAAGAGUUCCUGGAGAAGCGCUGUCCCGGGGCCGUAGUGCCCGUGGACCUCCUCAAACUCGCGCGCACGGUCUCGCGCCAGCAGCAGCAGCAGCACUUGCACCGCCAGCUGCCGCCGACUGCCGCCCUAGCGCCCGGGGCUCCACGCGCCGCCAGGGGCUCCGCGCCUCUGCAACCGCCGCUUCCGCCCGCUGCCUUGGGUGCCUACUCCGGGGGCGCGGGGCCGACUCGGCACCAUCACCCCGCUCACCACUUCCACCAUCACGGCCAGGCGCAGCCCGGGUUGCACCCUCCGCUGCCGCCGCCGCCCCCUCCGCUGCCCGGGGCCCGGGUGCUGGUGGACGCCGGCUCGGCGCUGCCGCGGCUUUAUGGCGGCUACCAGACGGAUUGGGUGUGUGGCGGCCAAUGGAACGCCAUGCUGGGCUACUUGUCAGCGCUGUGCCAGGCUUGUGCCUAUCCUGGCGGCGACGGCCUGGAGCUCGUGGUCAUGUUCCCGGGGGGCCUGGGCAAGGACCGGCUGGCCGAGUGGGGCCGUCGGUGCCAGGCCGAGCGGCAGACAGCGCAACUGAUCGUGGGACACGUGGGCAACAAGGGCACCCCUCCACCGCGGGCCUGGUUCCUGCCACCGGCCUGCCUGAGCCACUGCGUGAGGCUAGCACUCAUCCGCUUCCGGGUCAAGGUCUUUCAGAGCCUUGAAGACCACCAUUUGGAAGUGGUGGCGUUUUUCAGGGAAAAUGGCUUUCAUGGCCUUCUUGCCCAUGACUCCGAGUAUGCUCUCUACAAUAUUCCCUCUUACUACAGUUCCCAUGCUCUGAAACUGAGCUGGAAUGGGAAGAACCUCACUACCAACCAGUUCCUGAUGCAAGAAGUAGCCAAGCAGCUGGGCCUGAAGAGGAUGAAUUUCCCCAUAUUUGCUGCACUGCUAGGUAACCACAUCCUCCCAGAUGAGGACCUGGCUGCUUUUCACUGGAGCCUCUUGGGACCAGAACAUCCUCUUGCAUCACUUAAGGUUCGAGCUCAUCAGCUGGUUCUUCCUCCCUGUGACGUGGUGAUCAAGGCUGUUUCUGAGUAUGUCAGUUCCAUCAAAGAUCCCUCAAACCUGGAUGUAGUUGGGAAGGAUGUUUUCAAACAGUCUCAGUCCAGGACAGAAGAUAAAAUAGAGCGAUUCAAGAAAGCAGUUGAGUACUAUUCCGUCACAACCAAACUCUCUUCACUGCCAGUGGGUCCCUCCUUUCUAGGUAAGGCUUCCAUCUUUUCUCACCAAGUGCCCCAGAAAGUGAAAUAUCCACCACCAUUCCCAGUGGGACCCAGCUCAUCUCUUCUCUUCUCCUCCCAUGCUUUGGGGGAAUCCCAUGCUUUUUCUGAGGAUCCCAUGCUGCAGACCAACCCCUUUGCCAAUUGGGCUGUCUCCUAUGACUCUUCUGCAUCCCAGUUUCCCAAUUACCUGCCUUCUAAAGCCUCACCUCCUUUGGGACCAGACUCUUCCCACUCCUCUUCCUCUGAUGGUGAUGAGCCAAAUGGAGCUAGCUCUGAUCAUAUCACAGAAGCAUUUCAGCACCAGCCUGAGUGGGGAAAUCCCAAUCGUGACAGAGGGUCCUGGGCACAGCCUGUUGAUACUGGAGUUUCAGAAGUGAGCCUAGGUGAUGGUGAGCCCCACAUCCCAUCUCUGCUGUCUAUGUCUACGAGGAACCACAUGGAUAUCACCAUUCCACCCUUACCUCCAGUAGCUCCAGAAGUCUUGCGAGUUGCUGAACACAGACACCGGAGGGGUCUCAUGUACCCAUAUAUCUACCAUGUCCUCACUAAGGGUGAAAUUAAGAUUCCCGUAUGUAUUGAGGAUGAGUGUAACAUGGAGCUGCCUCCAGCUGCUCUCUUAUUCCGGUCAGCUCGUCAGUAUGUAUAUGGAGUUCUUUUUAGUCUGGCAGAGACACAGAGGAAAAUGGAACGCUUGGCCAUGCGACGGCGGCUACCUGUGGAAGUUCCUUCAGUGAUCCUUAAAGAGUGGUCUGCCUAUAAAGGGAAGUCACCUCAAACCCCUGAGCUGGUGUCUGCACUGACAUUUCGGGAAUGGACUUGCCCAAACCUCAAGAAGCUCUGGCUAGGCAAAGCAGUUGAAGACAAGAACAGAAGGAUGCGGGCCUUCCUGGCCUGUAUGAAGUCAGACACUCCCAGUAUGCUCAAUCCAGCUAAUGUCCCCACCCAUCUGCUGCUCAUGUGUUGUGUACUCCGGUACAUGGUUCAGUGGCCUGGUGGCCGAAUCCUGCAUCGCCAUGAGCUAGACACCUUCCUUGCACAGGCAGUGUCUACCCAGCUUUAUGAACCAGAUCGACUCCAAGAACUCAAGAUUGAGAAACUGGAUGCCCGAGGGAUCCAGCUUGCUGCCCUCUUCAUGAGUGGAGUCGACACAGCUCUGUUUGCUAAUGAUGCCUGUGGCCAGCCAGUCCCUUGGGAGCAUUGCUGUCCAUGGAUUUACUUUGAUGGCAAGCUGUUCCAGAGCAAGCUAAUUAAAGCAGGCCGAGAGCGAGUAUCUCUGGUUGAGCUCUGUGAUGGCCAGGCUGACCUGGCAACCAAAGUGGAAAAGAUGAGACAGAGCAUCCUUGAAGGAAUCAACAUGAAUCAUCCACCGCCUUCUGCUCUACUUCCGUCACCUACUUUUGUGCCUCCUAUGGUGCCCUCUCUCUACCCUGUUUCACUUUAUUCCCGAGCUAUGGGCUCCAUGCCACUUCCCCCUCAAGGGAGGAGCCGGGGAUUUGCAGGUCUCCAUCCAAUCCCACCCCAAGGAGGAAAACUGGAGAUUGCUGGAAUGGUUGUGGGCCAGUGGGCUGGCAGCAGAUCCUCCAGGGGCCGAGGAUCCUUCGGCAUGCAAGUGGUUUCUGUCGGUGGGCCAGGAAAGGGGCAUGGAAAAGAACAGACUGGUAGAGGAUCCAAGGGACACAAAAAAGGAAAUAAGCAAGGCUCUUCAGAUGGAGUUUCUAAAUCCCUGGAGCUUCAUCAGGGUCGGUCUCGCUCCCAGGUAAAUGGAAACAGUGGCGCAUUGAUCAAGGAAGAGAAGAGUGAUUAUCGUCUUCCAGCUCCAUCACAAUGUGCCUUAUCCAGAGACAGCAACGAGUGUAAUAAUGGUAACCGCUACUUCCCUAUGAAGAAUAGGGAGAAGAACCACUUACAAGAGCAAAAGCUAGAAACUGUGGCACAACGGAAAGAGGAUUGACAAGCUGAAGAUGGCUUCACCAAACCAGGAAGAGGGAAAAACUUUUACUUUUCUGAUUUUAGGCCCAAGCUAGAGGAGGAUAUAAAUGCUUACCCUAGAUUUCUCCAGGAUUUUGGUGGGAUGUCCUAUUUUGUCCAUCUUUUCCCCUUCCCUGCCUUUUUCUGGGACUCCAGAUUCAGUGGCUGUUUCUGGAGAAGUUCUGGUCAAAGAUGAAUGGCAGUAAGACUAGCUCCUAGUCUCAAAUUGAAUACAUAGCACCAAUAGUUUAUUUAUCUCCUCUGGGAGCCUAGUAAGGCAGUAGCUGUCAGAAAUUGGGUGUCAUCACAUAAGGUCCUAUAGAAGAGUUCCAGCUUUGGUUUUUCUGAGUAUUUAUAAUGAUACUCAUUAUCACAGACUUAUAUGGCAAACCUAUGAGGUUGUGGGAACAGCUUUGGCUUCCUGAGGUUUUGUUGUUUUUGUUUUUUUUUUUCUAUGAAGUGGUAUCCACCUCUUCUUCACUCCUUCUUCCAACUUACCUACCCCUGGAUUUUGUACCACCACCUCUAGCUUUGGCCUGACAAUCAGAUAGGUAGAUGUUUUCAGAAAAGUAAGGUAGUAUUAUUUUUUUUAUACACUUCAAAAAAAUUAUCAAUGGCCUUUGUACUGGAGGAUUCAAGUGAAUCAGAAAAGUACUGGGCAGAUUUUUCCUGCCUCUCAACCAGUGCAUUGUUUGUAAAAUAGAAGAUGUGGCACAGUUCAUUCACUCCCUACUGCCCACACCAUGAAAGGGUGGGAAUCAGUGUAAUGAACUUGAGUACGAAAGGGACUCAAAAGACUGUGUGUGUGUGUGUGUGUGUGUGUGUGUGCG
This is a messenger RNA of Cercocebus atys (sooty mangabey), 4452 nucleotides long. It is a transcript of the gene FAM120C, whose product is annotated as family with sequence similarity 120C. NCBI's taxonomy places the organism in Eukaryota, Metazoa, Chordata, Mammalia, Primates, Cercopithecidae. Gene Ontology annotation, cellular component: nucleus. Bases 381 to 3605 code for a protein of 1074 amino acids. The record is from RefSeq and is a predicted model, not a curated record. The transcript is spliced from 15 exons.